AUGUUUUUCUAACAAUGUGUUACUGAUGGUGAUCCAGUGCUUCAUUAUGCUUGUUUGGGUAAUCAACCAAAUUGUGUUUCACUUUUAUUAUCAAAAGGAGCUGAUAUUAAUUUAAAUAAUUCAACAGCUUGUUUAUGUUUACAGAUCGCUAUUAAUAAACAAUUAUUAGAAUGCAUGAAAAGAUUAUUAGAACAUCAACAAUCACCAAUGAAUGUUCAUUUAAAAGAUACUUACCGAUAA
Messenger RNA from Rotaria sp. Silwood1, 240 nucleotides. The record is from the annotation of a GenBank genome assembly. NCBI's taxonomy places the organism in Eukaryota, Metazoa, Rotifera, Eurotatoria, Philodinida, Philodinidae.